Danaus chrysippus (African queen) is the source of this 1368-nucleotide messenger RNA. NCBI's taxonomy places the organism in Eukaryota, Metazoa, Arthropoda, Insecta, Lepidoptera, Nymphalidae. The record is from the annotation of a GenBank genome assembly.
CUGGUUGUCCAACUUGAAGAUAAUGAUGGUGAUUUCAUACUUAUUGAAGCCGCUGAUUAUUUGCCCGCUUGGGCCAAUCCAGAUACAACUGAAAAUAGAGUAUUUCUUCACAAUAAACAGAUCCAUAUUAUACCUCCUGAUCUAGCCGCAACUAAUUCAAGCCUCGAUAUAGCUGAUGCUAUCAAUUUAGUUGCCCAAAACCCAAACAUCACUAAGGCUUCUGAAGAAAUACAGAAUGCUAUGAUAAGAAAAGUGGAAGGUUACCCUCAAAAGAUUCAUAAUAAUUGUCAUAAUGCUAUUUUAAAAUUACCUUUAGAUAUAGCUGCUGUAAUAAGUUUGGAACCAACUUUAAUAUCACCUAUAGUCCAUACAUAUUGUAACUUAGAUGCCCUAGAAGCGAGGCAGUGUAAAGACAUUAAAUUUGACAACUGUGUAAAUGUUAAAGUGAAAUUCACUAAAUAUUUAUAUGCUAUGCUCUUGCAUUCUCCAUUACUUAGUACAAUUAAAUACAAAGUAUUGGAAAGUGACAAAAAAGGUCAAAUGGGUUUAAAAAUAGCGUCCGGUUAUAAUAUCAUAUUGAAACAGUCUUCGAAAGAACCUUUUUCUACUAUGGAAUAUCAAAGAUUUUUAGAAAGCCUUACUAAAAAUGGAUUCUUUAAAGACAGCUUAGAAGGUUCAGUACAAUAUAAACAAUUACUAGAAAAAGCUAACAGCUAUUUCUUGAAUAUGGAAAGUCCUAUAACUUCUAAUGCAUGCCAUACUAUUGAAAACAUAAAAUCUAGAAGUGACUUUGAAAGUAUGAAGACGUUCCUUAGAAAUGAAAGCGACUCAGGUGUUUUAAAAGAUGAUGAUGCUUCAUGGCUUACUAUUCACCCUGAUGAAUUGAAUAAUCUGUUAAACUACCAAUAUGGAAAGAAAAGUCAUGUAAAAAAUGAUAACGUUACUCCACAUCUUAUAACAUCGGAGUUAUCGAGCUUCCUUAAAAAGACAUCGGAUUAUGAAGGGAUAGAACAAAUAAAUGAUGAUGAAGACAGUGAUGAUGAUGAAAUAGACUUUGAUAGCAAAGAAUUUGUUACAUGCCUUGAAAAAAUGCUCAACAUUGUCUCAAACAACGAUGAAGGAAAUUGUGAUGAACAAGAUAUGAGUGAUGAUGAAUAUUCAGAUAUGGAACAUUUGAAUCAAGAUUUAGAACUGGCUGCAAAAUUAAAAACGUCAGAUGGAGAAAAUCUAAAAGAUGAUAAAAGUGUUGCAAAAAAUUUGGUACAAAGUAUUAAAGAGGAAGGCUUGUGUGGACCUUCAAGUGUAGUUUUAAGGACUAUUGGAAUCAAAAAAAGUGAUGUUCUAGACUCUGAUGAUGAUGAUGAAUAA